AUGAGGAACCUGCCGAUCCUCCUCCUCCUCUGCUGGAGCCUGGGGCGGGUGAAUGGUGUCCAUCCAGAAUGCAGAUUUCAGUUGGAGAUUCACAAGGAGGAAACAAGGUGCAUGGAACUUCUAAAGAAUGCAAAACCAGUGGACUACAAAGGAUGUGUUGGAGUUUGGGAUAACAUCACCUGUUGGCGUCCUGCAAAGAUUGGAGAGACUGUCACUGUCCCUUGCCCAAAAGUAUUUAGUCUUUUUUCUGGCAAACCAGGAAAUAUUAGCAAAAAUUGUACGAGUAAUGGAUGGUCAGAUAUUUUUCCUGACAUCUUAAGUACUUGUGGAUAUAAUGACUAUGAGGAUGAGUAUAAGGCCAACUUCUAUGUAAGGGUGAAGGCAAUUUAUACCCUUGGACACAGCGUAUCUCUGAUUGCUCUUACAACAGGAAGUAUAAUCCUUUGCCUUUUCAGAAAACUUCACUGUACUCGGAACUACAUCCAUCUGAACCUGUUCCUCUCCUUCAUUCUAAGAGCAAUCUCUGUUUUAGUCAAGGAUGAUAUUCUCUAUUCCAGCUCCAACACUGCUCCCUGUGAAGAGGAUCAAACCUCAUGGGUGGGCUGCAAGGCUAUUUUGGUGUUUUUUCAGUAUGGUGUUAUGGCAAACUUUUACUGGCUAUUAGUUGAAGGACUUUACCUCCACAUCCUCCUUGUGCUAAUAUUCUCCCCCAACAGACACUUUACAGUCUAUCUGCUCAUUGGAUGGGGAAUUCCUACCAUAUUCAUUAUUACAUGGACAGUGACACGGAUUAUUUUAGAGGACACUGGUUGCUGGGAUACAAAUGAGCAUGGUGGUCCCUGGUGGGUUAUACGAAUACCAAUUUUAAUUUCUAUUAUAUUGAAUUUUAUACUUUUCAUUAGUAUUAUAAGAAUCUUACUGCAGAAGUUAAGAUCUCCAGAUGUUGGAGGAAAUGACCAGUCACAGUACAAGAGACUUGCAAAAUCCACAUUGUUGCUUAUUCCAUUAUUUGGAGUUCACUACACAGUGUUUGCUCUGUUUCCUGACCACACUUCCAACACUUACAAAAUAAUCUUUGAGUUGUGUUUGGGAUCUUUUCAGGGAUUGAUUGUUGCAGUCCUGUAUUGUUUUUUGAACAGUGAGGUGCAAGGAGAACUGAAAAGAAAAUGGCGGAGUUUGUGCUGGAAGCAGACAGCAGGCAGAGAUUACAGACUCCACAGCUCUUCAAUUUCUCGAAAUGGAUCAGAAAGUGUUUCUCAGCUCCACCGGAAUUCAAGGGCUCAGUCAUUUAUGCAGACAGAGACCACCAUGAUCUAAGUCAGCUAUGUCCCCCAAAACAUACAAAAACUGUGGGAUAUAUCAUUUGUUAUAUGCAGCUUGAUGUGGUAUUUUCUAACAUGUAAAAUUUAGUGCUUUGCUUUUCUACAUGUUGGUAUUUGGGAAAUUAGUUAGUGCAGCCAACCAGGUAAUAACAGAAACACCUGCCCCAUGGAUGCUUCCUGCUUUUUUUUUUUUUUAACGACAUUCACAUUAAUUCUGAUGUUCUCUUGCCAUUUACUAGCCAUAACUAUUCAAAAACUCAUUUGUUGUAAUGGUCCCUUUCCCCUCCAACCAGUCUAUGAGAUAGGUGUGUGGGAUCCCGUUCAGUGCUGACUGCUUUGGUACAUGUUGAAAAUGUUAUGAUGGGAAGCAGGAAAAUUUCUUACAUUAUAUUUAUACUUCAGGUAGCAUUUAUUUCCUUAAGGACCAGGAAAUUCCUUCCUAAUUAUGGAAAACAAAAGAAAAAUGUAAGGCUAUAAUUAACUACACUGGGAGUUUAAUGUGCUAAUCCAGGAAAUCAUUAAUAUCACACGGGGAAAAAAAAAAAAAAAAGGAAAAAAAAAAAAAGUAGUGCUUCUUGGCUCACUGUAUGAAUUUCAAAGAUGAUGUUCCACAGAGUUUGAUUCCUAUCCUGUGGUCCCCUUUGAAAGUGCCUGGUUUUUAUGUUUUGGUGCACAAAGUAGGACUGCCUUUGCAGUCCACACAGAAAUGGCUACUGUAAUAGUUUUGAUUAAAACAUCAGCAUUUGCCAAUAGUGCUGUUGUAAUCACCAGUUGUACUCUUCUGUUUAAAAUCAAAGAGAUUUCUGUUGAUCUUUUAUUAAACAAUUUUCUGAAGAGGUGCUUUAUUGCUAGAGUAGUCUGGCAUAGGAUAAAUAGCCUUGGAUCACAUUACCCAUUGAAAAUAUCAUUUUUAUAUAAUAAUUUCAUUGAAGUAUAUCUAGAACUACAUACUUGGCAGCUAAAACAAGGAAUAUUGCAAUAAAGAUGCAACUCCCAUUUAAGGAACAAUAAAAGUUUUUUAAGCUUAA
Molecule: messenger RNA, 2350 nt
Organism: Cygnus atratus (black swan)
Lineage: Eukaryota; Metazoa; Chordata; Aves; Anseriformes; Anatidae
Gene: VIPR2
Product: vasoactive intestinal peptide receptor 2
Exons: 13
Coding region: 1-1317 (438 amino acids)
Biological process (GO): adenylate cyclase-modulating G protein-coupled receptor signaling pathway; cell surface receptor signaling pathway
Cellular component (GO): plasma membrane
Molecular function (GO): peptide hormone binding; G protein-coupled peptide receptor activity; vasoactive intestinal polypeptide receptor activity
Source: RefSeq, a predicted model, not a curated record